AUGUUGAAGAAAAUUAUUUUAUUUGUCCUAUCGAUAGCAGUAGUUAAUGCUGUAGGCGAAGAAGAGCAAUGGGAAUCAUUCAAAACAAAGUAUAACAAAAUAUAUAAGACCUCCACAGAACAUCAAGAAAAAUUUACCAAAUUUCGUGAAAACUUGCAAAAAAUUAAUUCUCAUAACAAAAAAUACGACGAUGGAACUGUGUCUUAUAAAUUAGGCAUCAACAAAUUUGCCGAUAUGAGUGAAAAAGAAUUUGCAUUAAAACUGGGAUUUAAAAGCAAUUUUAUUAAUAAAACUAAGAAUCAUGCCAUUUUUAAAUCUCCUGUAAACGCAAAUGUUCCUGAAAAAGUUAAUUGGGUUGAAUUAGGUGCAGUCACUGGAAUAAAGGAUCAAGGAAAUUGCGGAUCCUGUUGGAGUUUCAGUGCUACUGGAGCACUAGAAGGCCAAUAUUACCUCAAAUACAAAAGUCUCGUCUCCUUGAGCGAACAAAAUUUAGUGGAUUGUUCUAGUUCAUAUGGUGACAAUGGUUGUAAUGGUGGACUUAUGGACAAUGCCUUCGAGUAUGUCCGUGACAACGGUAUUAUGAGUGAAGAUGAUUAUCCUUACUGCGCCUUUGACGAGACUUGUCAAUAUAACUCAGCCAAAGUUGUUGUAAAAGUUCAAAGUUUAGUAGAUAUCGCAGUUGGUAGCGAAACGGAUUUACAAACCGCUGUAGGUACUCUAGGCCCAGUAUCUGUAGCUGUAGAUGCUUCAAUGUUCCAACUAUACCAAGAAGGGAUCUAUGACAAUUCAAAUUGUGGAAAUGGACGGUACGAUUUGGAUCAUGGCAUUUUAGCCGUUGGUUACGAUACUAGUGCUGAUGGCACACCCUAUUGGUUGGUGAAGAAUUCUUGGGGAGAAGAUUGGGGAGAAAAGGGUUACAUUAGAAUGUCAAGGAAUAAAGAUAAUCAGUGUGGUAUUGCUACAUGUGCCAGUUACCCCGUAUUAUUGUAA
Messenger RNA from Ceutorhynchus assimilis (cabbage seed weevil), 990 nucleotides. NCBI's taxonomy places the organism in Eukaryota, Metazoa, Arthropoda, Insecta, Coleoptera, Curculionidae. The record is from the annotation of a GenBank genome assembly.